CGAGACAACGCGGUGACUGUAGAGAUUUAACCGGUAUCGCUGCCAUCAUGAGUGAGAGGAAAGCAGUCAUUAAAAAUGCGGACAUGUCUGAGGAGAUGCAGCAGGACUCUGUGGAGUGUGCCACCCAAGCCCUGGAGAAAUACAACAUUGAGAAGGAUAUAGCUGCUCAUAUCAAGAAGGAAUUUGACAAGAAAUACAACCCUACAUGGCACUGCAUCGUGGGCAGAAACUUCGGCAGCUACGUCACACACGAGACCAAGCAUUUCAUUUAUUUCUACCUGGGCCAAGUUGCAAUUCUGUUGUUCAAAUCGGGUUAAAGCACUGAAAUGGACUAUGCAAAUGUUUGAAAAUGUAUGAUUGAAGGGAACACCUCCUUUGCAGACUACCCCUCUGUAUCGUUUGUUACUGAGAUUUAAACCUUAUGUAUGUUCUCACUCCUUGUUGGUUAUAAAAUUUGUGAGGGAAAAAGAAACUAUUUAUUUUCUAUGGAUUUCUAACAUUAAAUGUUUCUUUUUACAAA
This is a messenger RNA of Nanorana parkeri, 520 nucleotides long. RefSeq names its product dynein light chain LC8-type 1 (gene DYNLL1). Gene Ontology annotation, cellular component: cytoplasmic dynein complex. The transcript is spliced from 3 exons. Gene Ontology annotation, molecular function: dynein intermediate chain binding; dynein light intermediate chain binding. The coding region runs from base 48 to 317 and encodes 89 amino acids. The record is from RefSeq and is a predicted model, not a curated record. NCBI's taxonomy places the organism in Eukaryota, Metazoa, Chordata, Amphibia, Anura, Dicroglossidae. Gene Ontology annotation, biological process: microtubule-based process; cilium assembly.